Molecule: messenger RNA, 699 nt
Organism: Pelobates cultripes (western spadefoot toad)
Lineage: Eukaryota; Metazoa; Chordata; Amphibia; Anura; Pelobatidae
Source: the annotation of a GenBank genome assembly
AUGGAGGAAAUAGUAGAUGCUCAAAACACCGCAGCGGAUAGAAUCCAACAGCUAGAAUCGCAGCUCGCAAAGUAUGAAAUGAAGCUAAUGGAUCUGGACUCUGUAGGACCGCUCGAGAUGCAGCAACCUAAGGUUACACCGCAUCCCUGAGUCGAUACAAGUGGUUGAUCUACCAACGUUUGUAAACAGCUUCUUCAGAACGCUACUUCCCGAGAUCCCAUCCGCUACGCUCUUCCUGGACCGACUUCAUAGGGUUCCAAAGCCAAAACACAUCUCUACCUCUCCCGAGGGAUGUACUGCUGAAAGCCCAUUAUUUCCACCUUAAAGAAAUGUUGCUACGCCGAAGCUGCACAGCAAAGGAGUUACCAACCGAAUUCACCAGCAUUCGCAUCUUCUCUGAUUCUUUCGGCAGCUACACUGAGCCAAUGGAAAGCAUACCAACGGCUUACAGAUGUCCUACGGGAACAACAAAUAAUCUACCGCUGGGGCUUUCUUACCCGCCUGAUCAUCAUCAGGAAUUGUACCACCUCGGUAGUAGUAUCAGUGGAAGAAGGCGUGCUCCUCUUACAGCAGUGGAACUUGUGCCCGACUGAAGAACCGGAGAGCACUAAAUCACUGCGGGGUCUGAAGCGAGAAUGGUCCCCCCUGGCUAUAAACUCAAAGUGGCACCCUGCAAGUAUACAGCGUUGCCAACACUAG